CAACGCCUCUGUAUAUAUACAGAAGUUGGGUAUCUUCUACAACUGUUCCUUUUUAUCUUCAAUCUUCUUUCACUGGACGCCUCUCAUAAUUAUCAUACAAUUUUUUUGAAUUUUUUUUUCCGAUUAAUUAUAGAUUUGAAGCAAAAUCAACAAUCAAUCUCGUAAGGACAAACGCUAGGCCAACUCCAAUUUCAUCUUGGAUUGUAAUUUCGUGCCCCCUUUAAUUAUUUGUAUUUUGGGGAAAUUUUUUUUCUUGACCUAACUUGAUCAUAUAUAAUAUGCCCUUUUGAUUAUAUGCAGAUCUAUAUGUAUCUAACUACUUUGUAAUGAUCGUGAAUCUAUAAAGUCACAAUCUUUUUUAUCUAAUGAGAUUCUUUAAUUGUGAAUAUUUGGAAUUUAUUAAAUUAUUCUUAGCAAUUAACAGUAAUAUUAUCUGCUGGGGUUGGGGUUUGGAUUUUCUAUUGGGCUUAAAAAAAUUUCAAUAUCAUCUUUUGUUUGCAAAAUUAAUGGAUCAAUGUAAAAUAUGCUUUACUUGAUUUGCUACAGAAUUUGAUCUUUGAGGGAAUUAUUAACAUGGUAUGUUUUAUUUUUCAUUUUGGGGGUUUUAGAUGGUGGUUUAUGGUUGAAAAUGCGUUCAUAUUUCGGUGUACUUGCUGUUUGUCAGUAAUCUGAUGAAAUCAAAUUAAAUGUUAUCUUGCAUCUGUGCAUAAUGUUUGUUCUGGGCUAUAGUUUUCAUAAAUCCCGGUGAAAAUGAUCCCUAUUAUAACUAUCUAAUUCACUAAGUUACCGUCGUUUUUCAUAAAAUCUACUUCUCAAUCAUCGUUAAUGUGAGUCCUGCCAAACGUUUUCUUUCCUGCUCUGUAUUUUACAAGAACAUCAUACACAUUACCAUCAUUUUUUCAUACUUAACUGCAGGUUUUAGGACUCCUGGCUGAUUGUGGCUAAGAUAUAGACUAGUACUGCAUUGUAUUCAACACUUUAUGCUCAAGAUUUCUAGGACUGUCACCAAUGAAAAUUAAUACUGCUCGUGAAGGUUUAUCAUUAAUUGCACUGUAGAGUGGCACAAGGAUCCUGUAGUAUUUCAUUCAAUAGUACUUACAACGUUGCAAGAAUCAGAAGAACCACUAGAAGAGACUUGGUAUAUUUCUUGUAACACUUUAUAGUGUACGUAGAUGGCUAGUAGGAAACGAAGCAUGUCAAAUGAUGUAGAUAUGCAUGUCCUGUACAAGGAAUUGGAUGGAGCUUCAUGCCCUAUAUGCAUGGAUCAUCCACACAAUGCUGUUCUUCUCCUUUGUAGCUCUCAUGAUAAGGGAUGCCGGUCAUACAUUUGUGAUACAAGUUAUAGGCAUUCAAAUUGUCUGGAUCGUUUCAAAAAACUCAAAGCCGAAAAUAGGGACAAUCCUCCCAUUAUGACACAGGGGAACCUGGAUAUUGCUGUUGAGACACCCGCUGAACACUUGGAGCUGAGAAAUUUAAGUGAUCGUACUGUUGUUCACGGAUAUCACGAUAUACCUGCCAAUGAAGUUGUAGCAACUGGUGCAUUUCCUGGAGGAUCAGAAGAAAAUGGAAAUAGUAACAGAGAUAAUCGCAUGGAGAUGCAGGAAGGUGGUCUACAGACUUCAGAUGCUGUUACUGUAUGGGGAAGUAGUCAUGAAACUGCGAAUGCAGACAACUCAUCUGACUCAAUAUUGAAAUUGAAGUGUCCUAUGUGCCGUGGAGACGUUUUAGGUUGGAAGGUAGUGGAAGAAGCCAGAAAGUAUCUAAAUUUGAAGCAUAGAAGUUGCUCUCGUGAAUCAUGUUCAUUCCUCGGUAACUACAGAGAAUUGCGCCGGCAUGCUAGGAGAGAUCACCCAACAGCACGCCCUGCUGAUAUUGACCCUUCAAGACAGCGAGCUUGGAGACGGCUUGAGAAUCAGAGAGAGUACGAUGACAUUGUCAGUGCUGUUCGCUCUGCCAUGCCUGGUGCAGUUGUGUUUGGAGAUUAUGUGAUUGAGAAUGGCGACAGGCUAUCUGGCGAAAGGGAACGUGGCUCAGGUGCAAACGGAAGAUGGUUGAGUACCUUUUUCUUGUUUCAGAUGAUUGGCUCAAUGGAUCCAAUAUCUGAAGCAAGAGGUGGCAGAUCAAGAGCUUUGUCAAGGCACCGUCGAUCCACUGGACCUCUAUCUAGGCGCCGGUAUCCUUGGGGUGAAAACCUACUUGGUCUACAAGACCACGACAAUAAUGAAGAUGAGGGUGAACCUGAUCUUAACAUAUUGAGUGGUGAUAUGUCUAAUAAUCCAAGAAGGCGCAGGCGGUUGAUGCGGUCUAGGUCAGAUGAAGAUCAGCAGUAAGAUCCUCUAAUUCAUGGGAUUGUAUUAAUGGUCUGUACAGGAGGGGACUGUUUACACUAAGAUCAAUUGGAAGUUUCUUGUGUUCCACUUUGCUACAGAAAGAUAAGAGUGCAAUUCUCAACAAAAUUUAGAAACUUGUGUGUUGGAUAUAAUAAUUUAAAGGGUGAAAACAGGUUGUCCCUGUGAUUGUGGGUGGUAGCUUCAGAAUGUAAAAUUUCCAUUUGGUCUUUGAUUUCCUAACUCUGAAACAUUGUUCAUCUUAUAUUGUAUUUUCAU
Molecule: messenger RNA, 2606 nt
Organism: Solanum stenotomum
Lineage: Eukaryota; Viridiplantae; Streptophyta; Magnoliopsida; Solanales; Solanaceae
Exons: 2
Coding region: 1173-2330 (385 amino acids)
Source: RefSeq, a predicted model, not a curated record